AUGGCUGAUCCAAGGAUUGCCUGUAUCGGAGUGAUUGGGAAAGCUGACAACCCUCUGCACAUAUCUCUAUUCCCCCCAUACACAGAUGCGACGAUCGAUUUUUCUUUUCUCUUGAACUCAUGCCUUGACAUAUUUGAAAUCCGACGCAAACAAACUUCCAUUGACCAGGACCUGGGUCUACUCCAUGCGAUUGACGAGAGAUUAGCGGCUUAUGGCUGGCUCACCACUACAGGAGUGAAGCUUUUGAUCAUCGUGGACCUUUUCGGCCCGGAUGUGGCCAACACCGGAAAGCCGGCGGGGGCUGCAGUUAGUGGGUUGAGGGAUUCCGAUCUGAAGCCGGCCUUUCGAGCCUUGCAAAGCGCGUAUAUCCAACUUCUGCAGAACCCAUUCUAUUCACCGGACGAUCAUAUCUCAACGCCUGGAAUAGCAGCAGGUUCGGCAUCUGGCUGCCAGCCUAUUUCUAAUCCACGAUUCAUAGCUGAUGUUCAGCGCAUCGGUGAAGCGUGGACACCCGGCCGG
Molecule: messenger RNA, 519 nt
Organism: Penicillium atrosanguineum
Lineage: Eukaryota; Fungi; Ascomycota; Eurotiomycetes; Eurotiales; Aspergillaceae
Exons: 3
Biological process (GO): endoplasmic reticulum to Golgi vesicle-mediated transport
Cellular component (GO): nucleus; TRAPP complex; cytoplasm
Source: RefSeq, a predicted model, not a curated record